This is a messenger RNA of Triplophysa dalaica, 3061 nucleotides long. RefSeq names its product interactor of little elongator complex ELL subunit 2 (gene ice2). Gene Ontology annotation, biological process: positive regulation of transcription by RNA polymerase III; snRNA transcription by RNA polymerase III; snRNA transcription by RNA polymerase II. Gene Ontology annotation, cellular component: transcription elongation factor complex. Lineage: Eukaryota; Metazoa; Chordata; Actinopteri; Cypriniformes; Nemacheilidae. The transcript has 15 exons. The record is from RefSeq and is a predicted model, not a curated record. The coding region runs from base 95 to 2866 and encodes 923 amino acids.
GCACUGUUAUGAUGUUACGAGCGUCAGCGUGCAAGAGGCGUGAGAGAACCCCGUUAUAUAAAAACAUGGUGUGAAUUACGUCAAAACACAUAAAAUGGAGUUGAAAUGGACUGAUGGUCCUGUCACUGGACCUGUUGUGUUCUCUAGAGAUGUAUUUGACAAGUUCACUUUAGCUCCCACCAUUAAAGAGCUGUAUGCUUUGGUGCAAAGCCAUGAUCCAGAUGGAUCCUCCUCAGAAUCGAAAUCUGCAAAGUGUGUGAGAGAAGAUUCCCAGAACGGCUCCAGUACCAGCCAUGCCUCGGUUGAGCCGCCUGACAGCAGACAAACUCAGAAUAAUGUUGAACCCAACCGUGUGAGGAUUGUGAAAAAACCUUUCCCUGAACCCUUGGUGCCCUACACAAGCUUCACAGCCCUCAACGUAAAAGAACGCAAUUCACAUCUCUCCCGCUUAAAAAACAAGAACUAUCGCAGAGCUCCAAAGCAUAUGCCGGAGCGUAUCAGCAAUGAGAUCACAGAGUUUAUGAAGUACCUGCAGAAUGUUUCAAGGGCAUGUGCUGAUGGCUACAACUAUGUGCCACCGGGGGGCAAUCGCUACAUUGAGGAGUACUUUACAGUCUGCCUGGAACAUAUUAAGAGCUACCCACAGUUAUACAGCAUCCAGGAAAUAACCGGCCUGACCACUGCAAAGUUUGUGUGUGAAUUAUCGCUCAAUUUCGAGAAACAGCUCCUUGCAUUGGGCAAAAUAGAUAUGGUUGAUCAAAAAAUUCUCCCUGAAAACUCUCAACUUGCCGGUGACUAUGAGACGGUCUCAUCUGUGACUCCUCCAGCUAAGAAAGCAAGCUCUCUGCACACUCCCAUCAGCAGUGACAAUAAUGCAGAAAAACUCAGCGCUACAUACGAGCCACAUGUGUGUCUUUCUAAAGAGGCCUUCCUUCAGCUACUCAGCAAUGACCCUGAGUUCAACGAGGCAUGGGAACUGCCCUUUUGGAUCAAAACGAACGCUACAAGAGGCAGUGGUCAGAGUAAAACCGCAUACAUCGAUCCUCCAUUGUUGAAGACCGAGAUGAGCUGGAGAGAGAGAAAUCUGAUGUUUCACGAGGAGAGCGUGAAGGUAGCGCUCAAGAAUACCGUUUCCCGUCAAAAUCCCGUAUUUUUACUCGCCUCUGAAGAUCUCUCCCUAGAAACCGACCGCCCACCUGAGGAGACAAUCUCCAGAAGUGUGGUGGCAUUUGAUGAUGCUGGCAUGGACUUUGAAGCAGAUUUAACAGACCUGGAAUCAUUCGGGGGGUCCUGCAAGACCAAUGUAAAAGUGAAGGCACAGAAAGAAGCAAAAACAGCUGCAGGUCCCUCUAACGUCAUCUCAAGCCCUAAGAAACCAACUGAUGCUCUAGAUAUAACUAAAGACAACCCCAAAAGUACACCAUCUGAGAUCCAGGAAGAAGCUGAUGGGGAAGGUUGCGCCCUGGAUUUAAGUGUGGCUUCUGAGGAGGAACAUUUGAGGGGAGGUUCAAAAGAGAAGAUUGAUAAGCUGUCUCACGUUCAAGGUCCUCCCACCAAGCGGUCUAGACGGAUGAUGAACCAGGAAUCAGAUUCAGAUGAUGAAAGGCUGGUUAUAGAUCAAAUUGCUUCCCCGCAAAGACCCCAAACCUCGACUCAACUCAACCUGGCCACAUCGACCCCAGCAAACCCUUUAGGUAAAGGAAUGAGGAAGUGUCCUAAAAGGCAAAGAAUUUCCGGGGAGUGCGAUCAGCUCGGGCAGAUUUUGAAGAUGCAGGAUGCCAUGAUGAAACCAACUCCCAGUAAGAUCCAAGAACCUCAGAAAGCGGCGGUGUUAGAAGAUAAACCUCCAGAACAUAAAAUGUACUCUAUGGUCAAACCGUGUGUCACCUCGUACCUGGAGUCCAGAGAGGGUCAGGGCGAGGACCCCACAUUGUCUACUGUAGUUCCUGUCCACGCAACCAGAAAACGGCUUUUGAAGGAAGAUCUUCAGAUCAGGGCGGAGGAUGAGGUUGACUUUGAUCCUCCAGCAGAGGGCAGCGUUCUGUACAAACUCUACAGCCUGCAUGACAUUCUGCUCAUGGUGCGCAGCAGUGUGCUGAUCGCUCACCCAAGACAUGACAGAGAGACAUUCAGGGCUGUCCCUUUGCACGUUUUACCCAAACUGGAGUAUCAGCUAUGCUACGGAGCAGAGAGUCUGACCCAUUCUGAGGUCUGUCAACUGUGGGCCGAGAAACUUCUGCACUCCAGCGCAGUGUCUUUUAUAAGUCGUAUUAAUGCCCACACAUCAGAAGUGGCCGAGAUACAGGAGCUGGAGGCUGACUGGAUUCAGAACAUCACCUGUAACUUCAACCCAGCUCGGUGUUUAAACAUCCUCUAUCACUUACUUAAGAAAGUCUCAACACUACAGGAAGGACGAUACCUGCUGGUUCACAAACCUCGGGAGGGCUUCGUAACCAUCUUCAAAGCAACCGACGGUAACAAGGCCGCUCGCGGUGUGUACAACCUGCAGGCCGUGCACUGCGGACCCCCUGCUGUGGCGUCAGUGCUGCCUUGGGUCCCCCUGGACCCCUGGCACAUUCUGCCAUUUCACCAGCAACACAACAGACCGCCCUGCACCUUCCCCCCACGACCGCCUCUUCAGUCAAAGAAAGGGAAAAGGGCACAGAAGGGAGCACAGCAAGGACCCACAAACUCUGGAACGGGCUCGACACCAGCAACCAAUCCGAACCAAACACCGAAGAAAAAGAAGAAGAAGAAGAAAAAUAAAAACAAUUAUCAGAAACCCAAAUGGCAGGAGAAAGUGAGAGCCAAGAUGAUUAAUGAGUCCAAAAAAAGCCAAACCCAUGAAGGUGUAAAGAACUCGUGAUAUGUUUACUUGAACUUUAAGAAUGGCUGUACGAUUUCUAUUAAUAUGUUUGUGUAUUUCUUACUUUUUCAAAGCGAUGAUGACUAUGUAUACAUACAAUUCACAUUUAAAUCAGACAGUGAGGUUUAAGUUUCAUCUUUGUUGGUGUUCAUGUUUAUGUCAGCAGGAAAAGAAUAAAUUAUUGUUUAUAACAGU